Cornus florida is the source of this 1485-nucleotide messenger RNA. RefSeq lists its product as uncharacterized. Gene Ontology annotation, biological process: DNA integration. The record is from RefSeq and is a predicted model, not a curated record. Gene Ontology annotation, molecular function: RNA-DNA hybrid ribonuclease activity; nucleic acid binding. NCBI's taxonomy places the organism in Eukaryota, Viridiplantae, Streptophyta, Magnoliopsida, Cornales, Cornaceae. The transcript has 2 exons. The coding region runs from base 1 to 1485 and encodes 494 amino acids.
AUGGCAGUUAAAGACGUCUACAUUGUAGGAGAUUCAAGUUUAGUGAUUAAUCAAAUCUCAGAAGACUUUAGAUGUUUGAAUUGGCAAUUAAGACCAUUUCAUUCGUUGGCAACCCAAUUGGUCAACCAAUUUCACAAUGUGACUUUGGAAUACAGACUAAGGGCCAUGAAUAAAAAAGCUAAUGAUUUAGUACAGACUGCUUCAGGAGUCAAGGUGCUGAGUGGUAUAAAGGAAAAGAUAAUGAAAAUUACACGCCGAUCUAUUCCAUCAGCUGAAACAAGAAAUCAAGUUAUGGAAGAAGUCUUUGCCAUUGAUAUUGCCGAGUUGGAUGAUGAUGAUUGGCGAAUCCCUUACAUCUUGUUCUUGCAACAUCCAACUCCAGAAGCCGAUCGAAGAAUAAAAAGAAGUGCAAUCAAUUAUGUAUUUAUGGAUGGAGAUCUUUAUAGAAGAUCGGUUGAUGAUGGAAUGAGAAAAGAUUGUAUGACUUAUGCAAAAGGUUGUAUAGACUGUCAAAAACAUGGUCCGAUGCAAUGGGUUCCAGCAAUAAAGAUGCAAUUACUAGUUAAACCAUGGCCUUUCAGAGGUUGGGCUAUGGUUCUAAUCGGCAAGAUCAAUCCUCCUUCAUCAAAGGGUCAUCAUUGGAUUAUUUUAGCUACCGAUUACUUUACUAAAUGGGUAGAAGCCGAGGAAUAUGUAUCGGUAACUCAUAAUACCGUUAUACAGUUUUUGGAGCGACAUAUCUUUCACCGAUUUGGAUUGCCGGAAACAAUUGUUGCCGAUAAUGGAUCUAUUUUUCGAGCAAAUGAAGUAUUACAACUUAGCCGUGAUAUGCAGGUGAAAAUGGUAACUUCAACACCCUAUUAUGCUCAAGGGAAUGGUCAGGCCGAGACUUCAAAUAAAGUUAUUAUUGAAAUUAUUGAGAAAACGAUAAAAGACAAGCCGAGGCGUUGGCAUGAAACCCUUUCAGAAGCUUUGUGGGCUUAUAGAAAUUCGAAGCGGACAAGUAUUGGGAUAACUCCUUAUCAGCUUACAUUUGGCCAUGAUGCUAUACUGCCGAUGGAGUUAAAUGUGAAAUCGGCAAGAGUAGCUUUACAACACAAUCUUAUACCUACCGAUUACAACAAAGCUAUGCUUGCUGAGUUAGAAGAUUUGGAUGAAGUCCAGAAACUUGCUUUAAACCACCUCAUGGUCCAUAAAGCAAAAGUAAUGAAGGCCUACAACAAAAGGGUGAAGUUCAAGUCAUUUGUAGAGGGUGAUAUGGUUUGGCAAACAAUUCUUCCACCUGGAAAGAUGGAUAGAACUUAUAGAAAAUGGUCACCCACAUGGAAAGGCCCAUACUUGGUUCACCAAGUAUUACAUGGAGGCGCUUACAGGUUAAAAGAUUUAGAUGGUGAAAUCCAUGAGAGACCAAUAAAUGGAAGAUACCUUAAAAAAUAUAAGCCAACUAUUUUUGAGCUCAUGGAAGAAAAGAAAAAAUUCCAGUAA